GCCCCGCCAGUGGGUCAGCAUGGCGGGCCCCGCUUGUACCAGGUACAUGUGCUGAGAGAAGGCUAAGAGCACCGUCGCUUACAAGCCCCCAACACGUACACACUGGGCCUCCUCAUCCCGCACCCGGAGGUGGCCCGGCGCGGGAGCUGGGGAGGGUCUUCCGAACUACCAUCGGGAUACGGGGGUCGAGGGUGUCAUAUGCAGACAGUAUCCGCCCGCACCCCAUGGGGAGGCCCGGCUUGGCCACACGCUCCUUCUCCCAGCGCAGGUUUGAGUCCGGACGGGCGGGAAAAGCCGUUGAGAGAAACCGAACAGGGGAGAGGACGGCUCGCGCGCGCGGGGCAAGGGAGUAAGACGGAGUAGGACGGGCGCGCGCACGCUGCUUCCGGCAGGGGCGGCGCGUGCGCCGUAGGAGGCGCUUACCUCAUGGUCAGCUGUCAGCCCCGGCGUCGGAGCUGGCCUGAUUUCCGGGGGUGGGGCCAGAGCGCGAAGGACGCUGCCCGGAGCCCGGCCCAUCCCACCCCUUAGCUGCCAGGCGCCGCCGGCUGCCGGCAUUCAUCCGAGACCGCGGGACGCGGAGACCGGGCCCCGCGAGAGGAGACCGCACAGACCCUCCGACUCCAUUCCCUAUGAUUCAAGAAACUUUCAAGGACCAAUGAACCCCAUAGCUCAUGGAAGAAAAAAAUCAUAUCAGGACAUCCUUGGUUUCCAAGUUACCGAAGUAUGGAACAAAAUCUUUGGGGAGCACCAUACAGCCAAUGCCAAAUAGGACAGCUGUUCCCUUGUCAGGGAAUUCUCAUAGCAGUAGUGGCAAAAAUUGCAGCAAGCACAAUGGCACUGUUCGUAUGUCUUCCUUUGCUUUUAGCUGGCAAAAAUCAAAUAAAUAUCAACUUGGUGAUCAAAGUGGUGGUGAGUCUAACUCUGCCCAGAAUUCCAAUGAAAAACUAGUUGAUUCUGAGAAGUAUCCUCCUUCUCAAGGAGGAUUUGGUAAAGAUGUGCUCAGGGUGGGUUUGAACAGCACCUCUUCAGUAGCAUCAAAAACAGCAAAGCAAGUCAACAUGUUUGUGUCCUCUACAGAAGAAUUAAACCAAAAGUCUUUGCCUGGACUGUCUAGUUCAGUGAAAUUUACCAAAGGUACGUUAUUUGGCAGGACUUCGUAUUCUGGAAUCAGUGCUCCAAAAUCACAUUUAAAUGGGUUUUAUGGAAAUAGGCCAUCUGUAGACUUGAAGAGGUGUAGAAUUAACUCCAGUGCCACCAGAACCAGUUCAGGAGAGAGUCUGGCGCAAUCCACAGACAAUGCUAAAUCUUUUUCCUGUGAAAAAAUGGUUAGAUCACAAAGUUUUUCACAUUCCAUUCAGAAUUCUUUCCUAUCUGCUGGAUCCUUAACCAGAUCACAUUCCUUCAAUAAAGCUGUAGAUCUUACAAGGCCUUAUCAAAAACAGCACCUGGCUAUUAGAGCAUCUCAGAGGUCAACUCUGUUGUCAAGAAAUGCCCAACAGUUGGAUGUACCCAGUGGAAAUGAACCUUUAAGAUAUGGAUUUAGCAGGCCGUACACUUCUAUAUCAACCUCUGGUUUAAAGAAGCCACUGCUCUCAAAUGGAUCUGGGGCAUCGCCCUCUUUGGGGUAUGGAAUGGGUCGUCCUUCUUUACUGAAACCUACCAGACAGCAGUUUACUGGAAAGAUCAUUGUGGAUGACAGCAAAGGUACAAAUACUGACAUGUGCAUAGUGAAGGUCUCCGAGGUUACGGUAAAUGUCAACGGAGCCAUUGAGAAAAAAGACAUAGAAAAUGACAGUCGAAGAACAGAAUGUGGUGAAGCCCUUCAUGACAGUCUGGGGAAGCAUGGCUCUAAAGUCAUAUGCAUGAAUGAUGAAGUGGAUGAAAUAUCCAUAUCUUCCUUGUCCUCUUCUGAGAAGAAUGACCUGAGUGAAGACUUCAGCGAUGACUUCAUAGAUCUAGAAGAUUUAAACAGAACAAUACAAGUGAAGCAAAAAGAAGUCCCUAUUGAAGAGUUAUUGAAUGGAGGUGCAACACCAGUAGAUCCAGUCACUUCUCUCAAGGAAGGUGAAAGGCCUCAUUGUAACACCGAUGAAUGGCUAGAUAUGGAUGUUUCUGUAGAUGACAAGAAUGAAAGCACAAAGCAUACUAUUGGGGACAACUUGAUUUCUCCGGACGUGGACUACAGAGCUGGCUCCUCUUUUGAACUUUCUCCAUCUGAUAGUUCCGAUGGAACAUAUAUGUGGGACGAAGAAGGGUUGGAGCCCAUUGGGAGUGUCCAUCCAUGUGGAAGUUAUGAGUCUUCAGAAAUGAACAGCAUAGAUAUCUUGAAUAACCUUGAUUCGUGUGAUCUCGAAGAUGAUGAUCUCAUGCUUGAUGUGGACCUACCUGAGGACACACCUUGUGACAAUGUGGACUGUGAAAAUAUGAAUCGUUAUGAUAGACAAGACAGAAAUACACGACAGCAGCAGGAUGGAUUCUGGAAGAAGACACCGCAGCAUUGGAGUGCACAAGACCACUGUCACUUUGGCCAUGUAGACCACUUUCCACAUGGUAAAAAUGACCUGAGCAGGGGCUCCAGCCACUUAGACCCUUCUAUUGGUCACUUUGAAGGCUAUGCAGCACCAAACAUCUACCAGACUCCUAGACAGUUGGUGGGCUUACGGGAGAAUACAGUGAUGCUUGAUGAAAUGACCCUUCGGCAUAUGGUUCAAGAUUGCACAGCUGUAAAAACUCAGUUACUAAAACUGAAAAGAUUACUGCACCAGAAUGAUGAGAAUGUCUCUCUUCAGGACAUCCCACUCUCAAUACCAUCAAGCUCAGAACCACAGGAUGUUGAGCCUAUAUAUAAGACUGAAGAUCUGCUAAAUGAGAUCAGGCAGCUUAAAGAAGAUCUGAAGAAAAAAGAUGAAACAAUCAAACGAUUAGAGCACCAGCUUGCAACUAGGUGUAACUGUCACAAAGAUGGCCAAAAACCUAAAGGGACGAUGUGCACAUAUGCUGACAAAUUCACACAAACCUCCUGCAGGAGAAGUUCUGGUGGGUAUUCUGCUCCCUCCUUCUCUCCCUGGCAGGGCUCAUUCCAGGGCAUCCCUCGGACUGUUCCACCGCACCGCAGACAGAGAGUUGAGAAGUUAGUCCAUUACUUCUGUGAUAAAGCGUGCCUCAAGUACUACAGCCUUCCAGCAGCCUUCCCAGUUCCACAGACCUCGCCCAGGAAAAAUUAAUAAAAACACCACAUAUCGAGGCCCACAGUGAAUACCCCAAACAGGGCCUGCAUGAAAACAAUCAUCCCAAUCAAAAUGCUGCAAAUGGCUCUCACACAAAUAGCCUGAAUGAGUUGAACAUUUUACUGAGUAAACGUUUAAAUAUAAAGGACCUGAAUGAGAAUGAACCUUUUGAGGAGAAUUUGAAGGUUAAAAAGAGUGCUAAAGAACCUGAAGAGCUGGCUAGUAAUGAAGAUAGUACACUACAGUCUCUUCUUCCUUGUUUUCAGACUCCUACCCAAAUGGAUGCUAGAGAUGUGCAGACUAAGUUAGCUGUGAAAAGUCAACCUUCAUCCUCAAACCAGGCUUCUCAGCCAAAGACUUUAAGAGCUUCAGAGCCCCCAAACCAGAAUGCUUUAGUGCCUCCUACGGUAGCCAAUACUGCAUCAUCCCCAAACUGCUCCACUGCUUCCAAGGCUGAACUACCACCAUCAAGUAGUGCAAAACAGCUACAACCAACAUCUAGUCAGACACACCUAAAGAGUAAACUGAGUCAGAGAAUUUCUAAACUUCGCCCACCAACUAUUUCCUUUGUUAAAUCUAAACAAAUAAGCAGCCCAAUGCUUAUAUCUCCAGAACCUCAGAACUCCCAUUCCAAGACUAACAUCCCAAGGCCGCUGCCACAACGAAAGGAAAAUGUGCAAAAUCAGAAUACUGGUUUGCGUUCUGGGGAUAGUUUGGUCUCUAAUCGGCAUUCCCGCCUCCCUAAACCAAAGACUCAUUAAAAACAUGACAUCCAUAUGCACGUCUCAUUGGAAUGAAUCGUAUAUCAAUUGCUUACCACAUAUUGACUACUUUAGUUAUGGCUUUAUUCAAAUCCUGAAUGAAUAUUAAAAGUAGAAUCUAUCAUUAAUAUUUGCCUAUUCCCAUCUGACCUGUUUGGAAGUUGAAGCUAUCAAAAACUGUGCAGCUUCUCUUAAGAGAACAUAAUGGUUUAUACGUAACUAUACCUGUGGCCUGCAUUAGCAACUUGAUUACAUUACCCUUCUGUCUCUCUUAAUACUUAACAAAUGCUGAAGCCUGUGAUGACCACUAAACACUUUUCCAGGGUGCUUCACUAGGCAUUUGAGGAGGGCAGGUUGCUCACAGAAAUCAUUUCUUGUUUUUAUUGAUGUGGACUAUCAGACAGGGAAAUCACUAUUCAAUCUAAUCUUUCGGUUCUGACUACCAGUUAGGUUUAUAGCAGUGGAAAAUAGAGACCUAAUCUAUUAGCAUAUUUUUCCUGGCCAUAAUUUACUCUGUAUUUCAGAGGCCUAUGCAAAGUCUUCAUAUUUAUCAAAAUUAUCUCAUGACACUAGUGACAUGUAUUUAAUGUUGUUUUAAUCUAGAUUUGUUUUCUCACAGGUAUCAGAAUGUUGCUCUAUUUGCUUUUGAGCUCAUCUUCACCAUUCACAGAUGGCAAGCAGAUCUCACAGGGUGAAAGGGCUCUUAUUGCACAGAAAUAUCAAUCCAUCCAUGCAGUGUAGUAUACUUUUGUGUUAUUUAAUAGACAUUGGGUAAAUUUUUGAAACAGUGCGCUAAGGAUACUUGUGCAAAAACCUGCUAAUGCAGGUGCUUUUGAGAUGGUGUAUAAUGAGCCUUGGGGAUAUGGGGUCCAUGACACCUAUGCUGAGAGUUUCACAACAUCUAUUUUAAUUAAGAACUUUUAACUUUAUUGUACUAUUUUUGUAUUUGACUUCCUGUUUACUAUUGGAAAACUCUGAAGAAUCAGACUUGAAAUGUUUGCACAAAACUUGGGUGUAUAUGUAGGUAUUUGAAAUUAUUUUACAUAAUUUUUUUUUAAACUACUUUUUACUAAAACCCGCAGCUUUGCUUUGAGCAAUCCUAUGAUGUCAUAAUCAGAGCUGGUACUCUGAGUAUUUCAGAGAAGGGUACUUUUUUUUUCCCCCCCUGGGAAGGAACUCGGUGGGGAAAUAAAAUAAGGAAAGAUAUUUCUGCUCUCUCUGGGAAGGUAUUCUCUCUGAAGGUGGUCUUCAAAUAUUUGUCAGGUGGCAGCUGUGGGGGCAUAAAAUUUGUAAAUGCACACGCUAUGGAUUGAGUAAGUGCAUAUCCAGCAGUGUUCCAAAGAUUUACCCUUGUAUCCCACACAAUCGUAGUAUCUUGUUUUCUUCAGCUUAUAUGUACCUGACACUCAGGUAGCAGAACACUGUCAGAAUUAGAAUUUUCAAAAAAAAUUUACGCUCGUGUGUGUAAUAAAACAGAGAAACAAGACACAAUAACACUAUUCUAGGCCUUUGCUGAAGGAAGAUUAUAGUACACUUUUCCAUAUAUUGUGUAUGUAUACAUCCACAGGAACCUUCAAUAAUAAAUUUUGCACACACCCCCCCCAGCCAAGAAUGGCUAUUCCCAGUGAAAAAACAAGUGACCUAAACUUUUGAAUAGAUGGUGCAUGAACAAUGCAAAGUGCUCUCAUUGUUUUCUUUUAAUCAGCAGUGAGGUGAAAAAAUCCAUAAGUACACUUAGUUUAAUUUAAUCUGUUCAUUUCACAUAUAGUUAUACAGUUCUGAAAUAAAACCGAACCAUGUUUUUUGUUAAUUCAUAUAAAAAAAAUCUACUUAGCAUUAAUAUUCAGUAGCUGUUAUAUAAAUUGAUCAAAAUAAGUCUAAGCACAAGACUACUGUUGUAAUUAAGUUUUUUCCUUCUAGAAAGGCCCUGAAUAUCCUGUUUGCUGUCCAGAAGCAGAGUAGGCCUUAAUAUUUGAGGGGUAAAUAAAACUGAUUUUGUAUAUAUUUAUAAAAUUAACUCCUGACAGUAGACUGUGUUGCUCCAGAGUUUGAAAACUGCUGAUGAAAUGGUCAGGUUCUUGGUUCAUUUUCAGGUCUGUAUAGAUUUUUAUGGAAAUUUUGAAAGCUGGCUUUCCUUAAAGGGAAGGUGAUUUUAUUUUUAAUUUUAUACAGUUUGUCUAAGGAGAGACUAUUUUCAUUUAAAGGAAUGCUAUCGGUGUAGAGAAAUUUCAGAGUGGAUUAUCUUAUUCCCAUCUCCCCCCGCUCCACCCCAAGUUUCCACCAAUCUGAUUAUCUUUUAAAUAGAUAGUAAAACAAAUUUUGAUUUUUUUAAAUCUGCACCUUUACUGAUUAAGUUACAAAGAAAAGAGCCCAUCAAGUUUUUCAUAGAAAUACAAAACUGUUGAGAUCAAAUUUUUUUUCAAAAAAAAGUGGUUCUUCCUGUGUGUAUAGAAACUUUAACAUAUUCCUUGAUGUGAAAAUAUAUAUAUACAUGCACAUAUUCACACUUCCUGUUUUAUCGUAACAGACUAGUAAAUAAGAAAUGGAGCCAUGGGUAGUAGAGUUGCUAUAUGUACAAGACCAUGCUGCUAAUCUAAAUUGUAGUUGUCUUGAGUUGAAACUCUGCUAAACAUUCAUUCACCUAAAUACAAGUACAUAUUUCUGCUACUAUCAUGCCUUUACCAAGGAUGGUUCCAAUGUAUGUAUAGAAAGUCCAGAGUGUGCCGUAAAGCUUGUUAGUUGAUGAACAACUGAAAGAGGUAAUGAGGUGAAGCUGAAGUCUCACUCCAGUGAAAGGAAAAAAAAAUGUUGGUGCUAUAUGGAACUCGAAGUCUAAAAUGGAAGAAAUGACCUUAUUUAAAAGAUGGAGAUGUUUCAUGUACUGGUAUAGAUGAUUCUAAAUGCAUAAAAUAAAGGGUUAGAUGUAUCUGAACUUUUUUUAGGUUUCUAAAAUUGGUUAUUGCUGACUUUCAUCCGUUUCAGGUCUGACAUUUUGUGCAGUACUCACAAAAGUAUUAAACUACUGUUCAGUAUAAUGUCUAUAAAGCAGAAACAAAACAAGUUGCAUAUUUUAUCAAGUGAAAACACAAAAUGAGAAGAAAAAAAUAAAUUGCACUUUAAAUGAGCUUUAUUGCUUGGAGUUGUGCCUAAAAUAAUAUAAAUGCCUCCUGUUUGUGUGUGGCUUUUUUGUUUGAACCUAAUUUUCCUGCAAGUGUUGCUGUUUCCAAGAUAUCUUUAUAUCACCUAGCAGAAUUAAUGUACACUCUAGCAUGUAAGAAUAUCCAUAUAGUGUGGCAAGUUUUCAUUGUAUUUUUUUUAAAUCAUGGAAUUUUAACACCAAUGCAAGACCCUCCUACCCUUCCCCCCCUCCAGCUGGUACUUCCUUAAUCUCAUUUUAAGUCAAUGGCAAAACUUUCAUGGGACUAAUAUUUAGCCCUUGGAGAAUAAUGUUCCUAGAGUAUAUAUUGUGGAGAUGUUAAGAACCAUAUGCAAUACUAACCCAGGGGGUUGGUGAAAGUAAUCAUUUACCAUAGCCACUGAAAGUCUUUUCACAUAGUUCAUAUAAAAAUGGUUUUAGAGUUCAAAAUCAGACUGCAAGGAGGUUCAAUUAGACUGCGUUAUAGAUCAGUAAAAGGCAGUCCAUUUUUGGUCUUAACUGCUGACUUAUUGUAAAGAAGCUAGAAGACUUGAAUACUAUUUGAGUGGUUUAUUUUGUUAUUUGCAUGUCAUUACCAUAAGGCAUCCAUAUAGUGGUUUAUUGCAUGUGUGGGGUGGGGGAAGUUUCAGUUUUUGCACAGCACAUAAUACUCUUACCAUUCUCAUACCAUUAAAA
Dermochelys coriacea (leatherback sea turtle) is the source of this 7820-nucleotide messenger RNA. RefSeq names its product coiled-coil serine rich protein 2 (gene CCSER2). Gene Ontology annotation, biological process: microtubule bundle formation. The transcript is spliced from 12 exons. Gene Ontology annotation, cellular component: microtubule cytoskeleton. Gene Ontology annotation, molecular function: microtubule binding. NCBI's taxonomy places the organism in Eukaryota, Metazoa, Chordata, Testudines, Dermochelyidae. The record is from RefSeq and is a predicted model, not a curated record. The coding region runs from base 672 to 3224 and encodes 850 amino acids.